AUGGUUGUUGUUGAAGCCAUUGUUAUCAAAAGGUGUGCAUUUAAGGAAAGGCAAAUGGAGUUCCAUCCAAAUUUGGUUGAGAUUGGGAAAGAAAUAGUAGCAAAAUGCAAGCAAGUUCCUCUGGCAGUGAUUAACUUGGGGACUCAAAUGUAUGGUAAGACUGAUGAAAAAGAGUGGGGAUCGGUGAGAGACAGUGAGAAGUGGGAAGAAGAAGGGAGAUGGGAACCCAAGUUCCUGGAUCUCUUGCUGGUGCAAUCUCGGAUGGCACAUGGACUCAUACAAUCAUCAAAUCCAAACGACGACUUGGAACAUGUUGGCUUGUGUCAUGUCCGCGAGUUGAUCUCAAAUGGAACUCUAUCAGCUUUGCCAGGGCAGAAGAACAAGACAGAGGUUUCUGCUGAUGGUUAUUCGGGGACUUCAAUUUGUUCCAUGUUGCUGCUCUCGUAG
Molecule: messenger RNA, 447 nt
Organism: Populus euphratica (Euphrates poplar)
Lineage: Eukaryota; Viridiplantae; Streptophyta; Magnoliopsida; Malpighiales; Salicaceae
Exons: 4
Coding region: 1-447 (148 amino acids)
Molecular function (GO): ADP binding
Source: RefSeq, a predicted model, not a curated record